Molecule: messenger RNA, 903 nt
Organism: Blumeria graminis f. sp. triticale
Lineage: Eukaryota; Fungi; Ascomycota; Leotiomycetes; Helotiales; Erysiphaceae
Source: the annotation of a GenBank genome assembly
AUGAACUACCUGCAUCAUAUCUUUAGAGACCAAUGUCUCUGGACAAAAGUUUUGUUUAUUACACUUCUCAGCUCAACCCAUGCGUCAUUGAUUCAACGUAGAAUGCUUGAAUCAACUGAGCCUAGUUACCACUGCAGAAAUAAAAUUUUACUAUUCAGCGAAGUUGAUAAGAUUCGAGAAAGCGCUUGUAAAGGAUUCGUCUCAAAAAGGUCAAAUGCGAGAAGACCCCUUGUUCACAUCGAAAAUGACAAUGACGAAAAUUUAAUUUAUGAAUGGACAAUUCCUCCAUCUGUACACAAAAUUCCUGGAGGUAAAAAAAAGAAAUCUAUCGAAAAAAUAAUUUUUAACAACAGCUGUGAACUCAAAGACGUGCUUUUUUACAAUGAAACAUCACGUAAAUUUGAACCUUGUGCGAUAGUACCAGAGGCUUCGACUAGUGAGACUUUUGGGAUGAAGCAAGUCCUCACAGAAACUUCAGUUCAUUGCGGAUCCUUAUCAUGGGAAAUAGCAGACAUGCAAGAUUACAUAUUUUAUACCACACUCAAUGCUCCGCAUAUUUUCUCUGUAGUGAGUGGCACAGCUAAUCAAGUGGACGGUCCAUGGCAGAAAGCUAUGAUGAACAAAUCUGUACUGAUAGGCAAAAAUUCGCGAAGGAUACCCUACGAAGUCAUAGUAAAUAACCAAUUUGAGAUUCGCAAUAUAGUUGUAAAGCACCAUAUAAGUCGAAUCCUAGAUGCAGCCAGUGGGUUAAAUUACGACGAAUAUAACCAGCCAAAUUUUAGACCAACCCUGAGACAGGAUAUUAUCCGACUUGAUUGUAUCCUUGACAAAAAAAUUCCAAUUUUGCGAGACACACAAAUACCGAAAUCAAAAAACGAUCGCAAAAGAAAGACGCUAGAAUAG